AUGGGCAGCCCGACGGGAAGAGCCCUGCCUUUCUUCCUCAUCCUUGUGCACAUAUAUCUGCAUGGAGCUUUGUCACAAGCAACCCGCCCUGUGGGGCAACGAAAACCAUUUUUCGAGAGGCUCUGUAGACUAGAAGAGCAGUUUCGGAGGUUCCAAGAGGUGACCCUGACGCACCUGCAGGGCAUCGCCAGCUACUACAACCUGUCCUUCGACAUCGAGGCCCGGUUCCGGAGCCUGGCCCGGGAGAGCCAGGCCGUGGCCCUGGCGCUCAACCAGUCGCAGGCGGCCGUGCAGGAAGAGCUGGGCCACCUCAGGACCUGGGUGCAGAGGACGCAGCGCCGAGGCCGGAAGGCGGACCACAGGCUGCUGGCCUUGAGUGCCACCGUGAGCGAGGGCAGCGCACGGCGCGCCCGGGAGCAGGAGACACAGAGGGCCGCUGUCUCAGGCCUGGCCCGGGACGUGUGGGCCCUGCGGGACGUGCUGCUCCGCCUGACGCCACUCGUCCAAAGCCAGGGAGCCAGGCUGGCCGCUCUCGAGGGCCAACUGCGGGUAGCCGGCACUGGCUCCACCACCCCAAAUGUGACUCUGGCCCCAUCUAGGCCGUCGAACCUGAGCGCCCCACAGCUGCAGGGGGGUGGGCAGGUGUCCAGAGCUUCGCCUGAGCCCCAGAACCCACCUCUGGACUUCGCUCACCGUCUCCAGGGAGCACAAGAGCCCUGGGGCCUAGGCAAUCAGCAGGCAUGGCCCCCUGAGAGCCCAGGAGAGGUUUGCAACGUGGGCCCUGCGCUCAUCUUCCCAAAUGCCUCCACCAUGAAUUUGGGCUUCCUCCGCCCCGGUUUCCUCACGGGUCUUCGGGCCCUGUCCAUCUGCAGCUGGGUCCGCACAGCCGCUGACCACCUGGGCACCCUCCUGUCCUAUGCCACUGAGGAAAACGACAACAAGCUGGUUCUGCAUGGCCACGACUCCCUGGCUCCUGGCUCCGUCCACUUUGUGAUUGGAGACCCGGCCUUCAGCGAGCUGCCCCUCCAGCCACUGCUAGACGGCCGGUGGCACCAUGUGUGUGUCAUCUGGACGUCCAUCCUGGGCAGGUACUGGCUCCACGUGGACCGAAGGCUCGUGGCCACCGGCUCUCGCUUCAGGGAGGGGUACGAGAUCCCCCCAGGAGGGUCCCUGGUGCUAGGCCAGGAGCAAGACCACGUGGGGGGUGGGUUUGACAGCUCUGAGGCCUUCGUGGGGAGCAUGGCAGGCCUGGCCAUAUGGGACCGCGUGCUGGUCCCUGGGGAGGUUUCAAACCUGGCCAUGGGAAAGGCGCUCCCAACGGGUGCCAUCCUGACACUGGCCAAUGCCACGUCAGUGGGCGGAUUCGUGCAGAGGGUAAACUGCACCUGCCUGCAGCUGUGUCCCUGA
Molecule: messenger RNA, 1407 nt
Organism: Budorcas taxicolor (takin)
Lineage: Eukaryota; Metazoa; Chordata; Mammalia; Artiodactyla; Bovidae
Gene: PTX4
Product: pentraxin 4
Exons: 3
Coding region: 1-1407 (468 amino acids)
Source: RefSeq, a predicted model, not a curated record